Messenger RNA from Strongyloides ratti, 543 nucleotides. RefSeq lists its product as hypothetical. The record is from RefSeq and is a predicted model, not a curated record. Lineage: Eukaryota; Metazoa; Nematoda; Chromadorea; Rhabditida; Strongyloididae. The transcript is spliced from 2 exons. Bases 1 to 543 code for a protein of 180 amino acids.
AUGCUAUUUUUUAUUUUUUUAUCUUCUAUUAUUAUUGCUACAUUUAAUAUAGCAAAAAGUGAAUUAGAAUGCAAUUCAAAAUUUGAACUUUAUGUUGGUAAAUUACUUUACUCCUCUGUAUAUGAUCAAAUAUCAAAAUGUGAUAAAUGUGCAACACUUGAAGGAUAUAUAAAAGGUAACAAAGAAUUAAAAGGAACAUAUUCUGGAUGUCUUGAUCAAUUAGAAUGGAUAUUAAAUGAUUUUAUGCAAGAAAAUCCUUUUAAAAUUCAUGGAAUAUGUGGAGUAUCUGGAAAAGGAUAUUCAUUAGUAAAUGAAGAUUAUGAUUUUCAAAAAUAUAACAUUACAACAACAUGUACUUAUGAAGAAAAUAAUGAUGAUAAGUUUAUAGAAACAAGUAACCGAGAAUCAGGCCCUAUCCAAGCAGCAAUGGUUUCAAAUAAUAUAACAGAAAAAAGAAAAAUAACAAUAUAUAUGGUACUCUCAUCAAUCUUUCCAAUAAUAACCACUUUCUAUUUUACCACUUCUUGGUUAUUUGAAAAAUAA